This is a messenger RNA of Botrytis cinerea B05.10, 2197 nucleotides long. RefSeq lists its product as hypothetical. Gene Ontology annotation, cellular component: fungal-type vacuole membrane. Gene Ontology annotation, biological process: transmembrane transport. The record is from RefSeq and is a predicted model, not a curated record. The transcript is spliced from 3 exons. Lineage: Eukaryota; Fungi; Ascomycota; Leotiomycetes; Helotiales; Sclerotiniaceae. Gene Ontology annotation, molecular function: transmembrane transporter activity. The coding region runs from base 580 to 1968 and encodes 462 amino acids.
GUCUACUCCUUUCGUUAUUCUUGGGUAUCACGAGUGACAUAAGCCCAACGCUGUGCUCCAGAGCGUUCUAAGUACUGCGUCGGCACUGCGGACUUUGUUCCAGAUUUUGAGUUGGCAAGACUUUUUGAGUGUAUUGCCAUCGCAAGCUAGCAUCAUCAAGCUAUUAGUGUGUGCCAUAAUGGAGCUUUGUAGUGAUCACACACCAUGAACAUAUUUGCCGUCGGCUCUGGGGAAGAGGGCUAGAUCUCGAAAGGUAUGGCAGUCAGUCAAGCCCAGUGGUAACGUUGGGCAUGGACAACCCAAAAAGCAUACUCACUCAAUCUAAAUCACCCUGGCGCAUCUUUCAUAUAUGAAGUCGUUGUCCCCUUUGUCUUUUUACUAUAAAUCAUCACACCCUCAUCAAAAGCACACAGAACGUCUCUCAGCCUCAUACUUCUUACCACUAUCUUGGAUCUUGUACCCUUAUUCUCUAAUUGCAUUGGAUUAUUGAAGCACUAUAUCUGUUGCUAGGCACAGAGUUCUUCAAAUCAAGAUCCAUAGACAAUCACAUAAUCCUCGAAACAUCUUGACCGGUAUACCAUGGACCAAUCUCAGGUCAAACAAGACUCCGCUCCAACAAUAGAUCUUGAGAAGAAUGCAAACGAGGGCUCCUUAGCCGGAGCCUUCGGUCCAGAGAAAGAGAAAACAGUCAUUGUCUCUGUUACUCCACUCCCUGAUCCACUGAUAGAUGAAUCUGAUUCGGAUUCUGAAGAUGAUUAUAAGUACCCUGAGGGCGGAUUGCAAGCUUGGCUAGUUGUCUUUGGGUCAUGGUGUGGCAUGUUCUGCAGUUUCGGCAUUGCAAAUUCCACAGGCUCAUUUCAAGCUUACUUAGCUACGAACCAGUUGGCAUCUUAUUCUGAUUCGCAAAUUGGAUGGAUCUUCUCAUUGUACUCAUUCAUUUUGUUCGUUGGCGGUAUUUACAUUGGACCUGCAUUCGACGUCUAUGGGCCAAGAUAUUUGGUUCUGCCAGGAAGCAUUCUACUUGUUCUCUCAAUCUUCCUCUUUGGGGAGUGUACUGAGUACUGGCAUUGGAUCGCUGUAUUCAGUAUACUCGGUGGUUUUGCAAGUUCGCUGACCUUUACUCCAUCAGUCGCAGUAAUUGGCCACUGGUUCAAUAAAAAACGUGGAAAUGCGACUGGAAUUGCAGCCACUGGUGGUGCUGUCGGUGGCAUUGUUUUUCCACUUCUCUUGGAAAAUCUUAUUCCAAAGAUUGGUUUCUCAUGGACAAUGCGUGUAAUGGGUUUCAUCUUCGUUUUCAUCACCACUCUGGCCAACCUCCUCAUUAAGCCUCGUCUUCCACGUUCUCGAACCGCUCAAAGCCCUCAUCCAGAUAUCAAAAUAUUCAAGAAGCCAGAUUUCGCCUUCACAGUAUUGGGUGUAUACCUCCUUGAAUGGGGAUUUUUUAUCCCAGUCACCUAUAUCACAUCUUACGCUCUCUAUCAAGGAUUUGAUGCAGGUAUUUCCUAUCAAUCUCUGUCCAUACUAUCUGCUGCAUCUGUUGUCGGCCGUUUCCUCCCAGGCUUGGUAGCCGAUAUCAUUGGCCGUUUCAACACUAUUAUUAUGGCACUCUCUCUUACCGUGUUUGCCUGCUUUGUAGUCUGGCUCCCUUUCGGAAACACUUACGCGGGUUUAAUUUGCACCGCCAUAAUACUUGGUUUUGCAUGCGGUAGCAAUGUCGGUUUAACCCCAGUUUGCGUAGGCCAACUGUGCGACACCAAGGAUUAUGGCAGAUAUUACGCAACUUGUUAUUCAGUUGUCAGUAUUGGAUGUUUGACCGGUGUUCCAAUCGCUGGCGCUCUAAUUGAGGCUUGCGGAGGCUCUUACUGGGGCUUGAUCUUGUUUACUGGUCUGUGCUAUGCUUCUAGCGCAGUUGCAAUGGCGUGUGCAAGAGGUUAUGGUGGUGGAUGGAAAUUGAAUGUUAAAUUCUAGAGAUGAGGCCGACUACUGGAUACCGAGUGCACAGGCUUGGGAUGAAAAUCUUUAUGAGUAACGCCUAAUGAGUUAUGACCAAAAAUGAAUUUAAGAGCGCAUGUUUAUAGCGGGUUUUGUUUGGGAGUGGCGUUUUUACUUAGAGGUUAUGGUAUCUAAAAUGGGCUUGGCUACUACUUAUAAUGUAUAUAAUAUUGACGAAUCUAUGUCAAAAUCGUAUUUUCUGGUA